Molecule: messenger RNA, 831 nt
Organism: Moneuplotes crassus
Lineage: Eukaryota; Ciliophora; Spirotrichea; Euplotida; Euplotidae
Source: the annotation of a GenBank genome assembly
UACAAAUUGGAGACAUUGAUGCUCUAUCAAAAUACUCAAACAAAAGGGUUUAAUCUCAGAGAUAUCACCUCAAAACUCGCUAAAUGAUUAUUAAUUCUGAUGCUUGCUAUUUCUCUCGUACACUCAUCAGAAAUAGCAACACUUCUAAAAACACCGAGAGAUGAGAAAUUCUCUUCUGAAGCAUUCUUACCCGAUAAGUUUGAUGCAAGGGAGAAAUGGCCUAAUUGUUUUGACUCUCUUCCAGAUCUGAAGACUUAUUCUAGCAAUGAUGUGCUCCCAGCACAGAUAUUAUCAGAAAGAUUUUGUAUCAUGGAUCCUUCAAGUUAUAACAUUCACUUGUCAUCCCAACAGAUUGUUGAAUGUGCAACUGAAGGAGGCUGGAAGUACUUAUCCAAGAAUGGAGUCAUGACAAAAGGAUGUUACCCUGAUUUCCCCAGGAAGACAGUCUGUGAUGAUAAAUGUCUUGAUAACAAAGCUUUUGAGACCAGAUAUUUUGCAAAAGGACUGAGAAAUGUUACUUAUUCAAUCCGGGAGGAGCUUAUGGCUAAAGGACCAGUCUCAGCUCCACUUAAACUAGGAGCAUCAUUUAAGAGUUACACAGACGGAAUCUUUUCUGAUUGAGGAGGGACUAGAGGUACUGUAGAAACUGUCAAAAUUGUUGGGUGGAAUAGAGAAGGAGAUGUCCCUUACUGGAUUGUCUCAACUAACAGAGGAUCUGAUUGGGGUGAAAAUGGAUACGCCAAAGUUCAGCAAACAGUCUCUUGCUCCUUGUUCUUAGAAGAUGCAUAUGCUGCUGAUCCUAAAAUAUAACCCUCAAAUAUUUCCAACAAA